Molecule: messenger RNA, 4281 nt
Organism: Bemisia tabaci
Lineage: Eukaryota; Metazoa; Arthropoda; Insecta; Hemiptera; Aleyrodidae
Gene: mre11
Product: double strand break repair nuclease mre11
Biological process (GO): mitotic intra-S DNA damage checkpoint signaling; double-strand break repair via nonhomologous end joining; double-strand break repair via homologous recombination
Cellular component (GO): site of double-strand break; nucleus; Mre11 complex
Molecular function (GO): 3'-5'-DNA exonuclease activity; single-stranded DNA endonuclease activity; manganese ion binding
Source: RefSeq, a predicted model, not a curated record
UUUUUUGUGUUUCCGAGUGUUUCGGCAUCCAGCAUCCCGCCCGGCCGCCCGGCGAAAGUCUCUAAUUUCACCUUCUUCUAUCUUUCGUGUUUUUGUAAUUAUCUGUCCGAGGAAUUUAUACCUUGUGCUUUUCCAGCUAUAAAUAGUAAAUCAUGGAUGACAACCAAGUAGCUGAUGACGGUCAUACACCGGACGACGGUCAGAUACUGAACGACAAAGCACCAGAGGAUUUGAUGGAUAUUUUGGUUGCCACCGAUAUUCAUCUCGGAUAUGAAGAAAAAGAUCCCGAGAGAGGUGAUGACAGUUUCAUUUCAUUUGAAGAAAUAUUAAAAAUUGCGCAGGCCAGAGGAGUAGAUCUUAUGCUCCUGGGUGGUGAUUUAUUUCACGACAGUAAACCCUCAGCACAGUGUAUCCAUAGGUGCUUAAAAUUACUGCGGCAAUACUGCUUAGGUGACAGGCCCAUCCGUGUGGAAUUUUUAAGUGAUCAGUCUGAAAACUUCCGCCAUUGUGACUUUCCUGUCGUCAAUUAUGAGGAUCCCAACUAUAGCAUAUCCCUUCCUGUUUUUUCUAUUCACGGAAAUCACGAUGAUCCCAGUGGGUAUGGGCGGAUGAGCACAUUAGACAUUAUGAGCGUCACAAAUUUGGUAAAUUAUUUUGGCAAGUGGACAGAUCUGAAGAAUGUUGAAGUAUCGCCGCUCUUACUACGAAAAGGGAAAACAAAAGUUGCCGUGUAUGGUUUAAGCCACAUCAAAGAUGAUCGGUUAGCCCGAUUGUUUAGAGAUCAAAACGUGAAAUUUUAUCAGCCACAAUGGGAAGCAGAAAGUUGGUUCAACAUCUUCAUGUGUCAUCAGAAUCGCGCACAACGUGGAGUGCUUAAAUAUUUACCAGAGGAAGCCAUCCCACCGUUCAUUGAUUUUGUUAUUUGGGGUCAUGAACAUGAAUCCCGUAUAAGGUUAGAAUUCAAUGAAGUAGGACGCUUCCACGUAACGCAGCCAGGUAGUCCAGUUGCAACAUCACUCUGUGAAGGAGAAUCAAAACCAAAACAUGUGGGGUUGUUGCAAGUUUAUCACCCUGAAGGUGCCAAAGCCCCGAAAAGCCGAUUUUUUCCCAUCAAGUUGCGAUCUGUGCGUCCGUUUGUCUUUGACACUGUUGUUCUUUCUGAGGAAAAUCUAGAUGACAGAAUAGGAACUGUUAAUGAAAAUGUUGAGGCUUUCUUAAAAGACAAAGUUGAAGAAAUGAUUGAGAUAGCACAAGAACAGAUAACAGGUUAUGAUAAACAACCAACUUUACCUUUGAUUCGAUUGCGAGUUGAAUGGAGCGACGAAGAGCAGCUCUUAAAUCCAAUGAGGUUUGGGCAGGUUUACUACCAAGGUUCUGUCGCAAAUCCUGACAACAUACUGUUAUUCCGGAAAGAAAAAACCAAUCGGAAGGUAAAAGAGGAAGCAAUAGACAAGGACGUCAUAGAGGGUAUUUUAGAUGAAGAAAUCGAGGAUGUACAAAGUGUAGUAGAAAGAUACUUCACAGAAGUCGAUCCUUCUAAACAGUUGAAAGUUUUGUCCCUGAAGGGUCUAGGAGAGGCUGUAUCACGCUUUGUGGACAAAAAAGACAGAACUGCAGUCAUCGAUCUCACCAAUCAUCAGAUCAACAAAACGGUUAAAUUCAUGAAAGAACGAGAUGAUGUGAAUGAAGAAAAUCUCCUUGAAAUGCUUGAAGAGUACAGACUGGCUAGAUUGGCAAGAGCCCAAGAAGAAAUGAAAGAGGCACAAGACAUGUUGGAUGGUGAGGACCGCACAGUAGAAAACUUCAAAAUGGAGAGCGAUCAUGAAGAAAAUGGCAAUGAUCUUGACGUGAACGGGGAUGAUCAACCUCAUAUCAUCGUUACGCUGCCGACGAGAGGUCGUGGAAGUAGAGGCAGAGGACGCGCCAAAGCGGAAGUGCCAGCGUCAACUGGCAGAGGUCGUGGCAGAGGGCGAGGCUCCCGAGGUGGUGCGACAACUCCAAGAGCUGCAGCAAGGGGGAUCCCCAAACUAACGCUUACUAGGUCACCACCAAUGCGAUCUCCAGUAAAAUCUCCAGUGCGAUCCUCUUCCAGAACGCCGAGCACAAGAAUGUCCAACCGAGCGCGCAUCACUUACGAUGAAUUUUCCGACUCUGAUUAAUGCACUCACUCGUCAACUUCUCAAUUAACCGUUGCUGCAACUCUAAAAAAUUUGGUAGCGUUCCUAAUAGCACAUCUUUACAUUCAGGGUUCCAGAUAUUCUAUAAGAUGGUUUCCAAUAUAUACUUUGCAACCAUUUCUGAAUCGUUAAACUUUUUUUUUAAAGAUCCCAGGAAAAUUAAUCAGUUUUAAGUGUGUGUGAUUUAUUCCUGAAAAUUUGAUCACACAGUUUGAACUAAACGAGUGAAGCUCAGCCAAAGUGGGAAUGGUAAAUCAACUGCCAAAAUUAUUCAAAAUCAAAUGAACUUUACUGUUAAUGUUAUUUUGAACCACUUGAUUAAAUUUUGUACUUUCAUUGGAUGUACCACAAAAUGAUCUAAUAUUCGUACGCCUCAAAGAGACAAGAUGUGCUAUCCAGGGAGCAAGAAAAAUCAACAAGAUCUUCCCAAACAAUAAAUUCUUGCAAGUAAUGAGAACGGACGUUUUGUCCAUUCAAAAACCCUUUGGAUGAUGUAACGCAACAAUUAUUUUUCAGGGAGUAAUAUUAUCUAAGUUUUGACAACCAAAUUAACCAUUCUGUCACUUGUGCAAGUUACUCAUUCUGCCAUGAGAAAAAACACUGAGUGAGUCCUUGAAUUUUCAGAGAAUCUUAUUUGCGGUCUAAUGCAUUGUUCUAAAAAUGUCAAAGAAAAUAUUCCUUAGUUUUAAAUUUUUAAUUUUUAAAAAAAGCCUUUAAGGAAUUUAAAUUUUUUUUAAAAAAUUUUAUUAGAAGGCAUUUGGCUACAUUUGAAUAUUCAUGCACUAUAUACUCCUUUUGAGAAGGCGACUAUCUCAAGAAUUAUCGUAUACUCAUCUUUAUUUUCGUAGUUACCAGUUUUGUAUUCCGCUCAGCAUCCACAUUUACGAGAGCACAAGUUAGUCAUAUUGAUCUGAAUUUUGUUCGUACAUGUUUACUCUUGAAUGUAGUUUGAAUGAUGGUUCCUGUUUUAAUUACUUAAAGAUGUGCUUGUAUAUUUCCUUCCUUUUAGAUCUUUUUCAGAAAAAGAAUGAAAGAAUGGUCUACUUUUAAGAAAUUCUAUUGUAGAUAGUUAAGCUAUUAAUAAUAGAUAGUUCAUCACGUUGAUUUAGGUAUUCUUAGGAUUAGUCGGUAACUUAAUGUUUUCAUCCUCGUUUUCUUCAGUCAGACUUUUGUUGUCUCUAUUCAAAAGAUGUGUUGUUUAAAACAAAAUUUCAGAAAAUUUAAUAAUUUUAGGUUGUAAUUUUGCUGAUUUUCUCUCAUCUUGUAAAUUUAGAUAUCGUGUUAGAACUAGAGCAGUGUAAAUAUAAAUAGCUUUCUAAAAAUGUCAUUUCAACAUACGUCAUUUUGAAUUUUUAAUUUAAGAUUGGCAUCAAGUUAUCUGUGUUGUUCAAUGUCAAAAUUUCCGGAAAAUAUGUUCGUAAAUAAUCAGCUUGUUAUGUUCUUUCUCGUACUAUAAAGUAAACAUCAAAAACAAAAUCCUCCCGCAAAUUUUCAGACACAUCAACUACUUUCUAAAUUUUAUCUCAAAGGCAAGAAGUUGUAUAGGAGAAAAUUCCUGUUUUUUUCUUUCCCGAUCAAUCGUUAAGUUUUAUUUAUUCAUUUAUUUUUCUAGCUCACAGCCGAGUAAAUUGUUUAAUUUGCACACUUCUGGUAGUUACUGUUGAUGAUGCAAAUGGAAUCAUUAUCGUUGCUUCUAACCUGAGAUUUUCGCAAACUUAUUGCUUAAGUAGCUUUCCAUAUUUAUGAAGCGAAUGAAUGAAGCAGAAAAAUGAACACUGUUUACUUUUUUUGCAAUUUACAAGGAAUUAAAUGAAUACAUUCAAAUAAAUUUCUUUAGUAGAGAUUAAGACUCGCUGUUUAAAAGCUUUCAAUUCAUUUUCUUGUAGAUCAGGAUUUACAGGUAAAAACGUGUUGAAUUUUCCUACAUUCCCUGCAAAUUUUUUUGAUCAUUUUGUAAAAAAUCUCGGCCCUUUUAUUUCUUUUUGUCAGUGAAUCUAAAUUUUCAGCAUUCCUUCCAGCAAGAAGUAAAUCUAGCCCUCUAUGUAUUGUAUGUAUUUUUCCUGAAUAAAAUAGACUUUUAUUCAACUUCAAGCUUUAAAUCCAA